CUCGCAACUCACAACGCGAGGUGCAAUUUUGGGGUUACCUGUCCCGGCUGAUGCUUGGGCGUUGGGGAGUCAUCGGUGAGCUGCUGGCACUGUGUCUUGUAGCGGCGAACGACUGUCAGCGAACGCAAAGGCGUGCAUCUAAGCCUUGUACCUUGAAGAGACGGAGAAACAAGAAUGAAAGAUGGAAGCCUUUCGAAAUGAGCUUUCGAGCAUCCUACUUAGACACUUUAGCUUUCACAAUGGAGAUCAAGGAGUCUGAAAUAACAGGACGUUACACAUGUUACUUGAGGCGAGAUUCGAGAAGAGGUGAGUUUAUCAAUUAAACCUUCCACGGUAGGGGGCAGUACAAAUGCACCCAGAGAGUGCGUUGUCAUGUUCAACGGCCUCC
Messenger RNA from Didymella exigua CBS 183.55, 388 nucleotides. RefSeq lists its product as uncharacterized. The transcript has a single exon. Bases 51 to 323 code for a protein of 90 amino acids. Lineage: Eukaryota; Fungi; Ascomycota; Dothideomycetes; Pleosporales; Didymellaceae. The record is from RefSeq and is a predicted model, not a curated record.